Molecule: messenger RNA, 1761 nt
Organism: Penicillium longicatenatum
Lineage: Eukaryota; Fungi; Ascomycota; Eurotiomycetes; Eurotiales; Aspergillaceae
Product: GMC family oxidoreductase
Exons: 4
Coding region: 1-1761 (586 amino acids)
Biological process (GO): secondary metabolite biosynthetic process
Molecular function (GO): flavin adenine dinucleotide binding; oxidoreductase activity, acting on CH-OH group of donors
Source: RefSeq, a predicted model, not a curated record
AUGUUCUUCUCUAUUUUUCAGCUGACAGAAGCCAUUCUUGCUGUCCUCCUCAGUAUCGUCGCCUUCUACACAUGGUGCACUCUCGAUGCAACAUUCGACUAUGUGGUGGUUGGUGGAGGCACAGCGGGUAUCACCAUUGCAGCCCGGCUGGUCGAGCACGGCUUUCGAGUUGCACUCGUGGAAGCCGGGGGUUAUUACGAAAUCAAGCACCCUUCUGCUCGAGUACCGGGCGCCGCUAUUCUAGGUAUCGGUGCUGAUCCAAAAAUGUCAUCGUUUGUCGACUGGGGCUUUGUAGUCCAUGGGGGCACAGGUGCAGGCUAUCGGGAUAUCCACUAUCCAAGGGGAAAAUGUAUGGGUGGAUCGCCAUCCAAGGAUGCCAUGAGGAGGUGGGCCGAACUCACUGACGAUUCCAGCUACCUAUUCGAAAACGUCCUUUCGUUCUAUAAGCAAACAGCAAAGUUCACACGCCCUGAAGCUCGAGAAGGGCCAUACAACGAAUCUGCCUUUAGUUCUUGGGGCGGUCCUUUGCACGUGUCGUAUCCGGAACUUUCCAUGCCAUUUUCAAAAUGGGUAUCGGCAGCUUUCACAGAGGCUGGAAUACCUGAAGUAGAGGAUCUCAAUAGCGGAUCCCUUCUUGGUCACCAAUUCUGCACAAUGACCAUCAGAGCAAUCGAUCAAACAAGAAGCAGCUCCGAGUCUGCAUUCAUUGGAGCGUUACAUCUCAGUGAUUUGACCAUAUAUCAAAAGGCCCUGGCAGAGAAGAUUCUGUUCGACAAUAAAAGCCGAGCGGUCGGGGUUAGAGUCAAACAAUUUGGAGCGCACACUUUGAAAGCAAGAAAAGAGGUUAUCAUAUCUGCAGGCGCAUUUCAGUCUCCUCAACUUCUGAUGGUCUCUGGCAUUGGUCCCGCCAACAUAUUACAGAAGCAUGGAAUCAAAAUCAUUGCCGACCGUCCUGGCGUGGGUCAGAACAUGUGGGAUCAUGUUUUCUUUGGACCAUCAUACCCGGUCGCUAUGAAGACUUUCACAGGUAUGACGCAGAGCAAAGUUGAACUUGUAACCCAGAUCCUAUAUUGGGCUCUUUGGCAUCAAGGUUUCUUGACGAACCCAUCCACCGAUUUACUUGCAUUUGAAAAGCUUCCAGCACCACAUCGAUCGAUUUUCUCCGCCAAAAUGGAGCGAGAUCUUUCCUGGUUCCCUGCAGAUUGGCCUGAAGUAGAGUAUCUAGCUGCCGCUGCUUAUGUCGGCAAUUAUUCGAAUCCUUUUGGGCAGCAACCCGUCAAGGGUCAGUAUGGAAGCAUUGUUGCCACGCUCGUUGCACCCACCUCACGCGGGAAUGUCACCAUACGAUCGGCAAAUAUGAUUGACCCGCCGAUCAUAAAUCCGAAUUGGCUGGAGACUGACACCGACCAAAAGGUUGCAAUUGCGUCCUACAGGCGAAUCCGGGGUAUUUUCAAUACCGCGGUUAUGGAUUGGGUUCUUACGGGAGAAGAGCUUUUUCCGGGGCUCGAGGUCGAAACGGACGAGGAAAUACUCGAAGUAAUCAAGCAGUCGAUGAUGACAAUUUACCAUGCUGCAUGUACCUGCAAGAUGGGGGUUCAAAAUGAUAGCAUGGCGGUCGUCGAUAGUUGUGCAAGGGUGUUUGGGGUGUCUGGACUGAGAGUCGUGGAUGCCAGUGCUUUUCCAAUAUUACCCCCGGGCCAUCCUCAAUCCACUGUUUAUAUGCUUGCCGAAAAGAUUGCAGCUGACAUUGCAGCCUCGUGA